Bactrocera dorsalis (oriental fruit fly) is the source of this 3912-nucleotide messenger RNA. RefSeq lists its product as uncharacterized. NCBI's taxonomy places the organism in Eukaryota, Metazoa, Arthropoda, Insecta, Diptera, Tephritidae. Gene Ontology annotation, molecular function: nucleic acid binding; RNA-DNA hybrid ribonuclease activity. The record is from RefSeq and is a predicted model, not a curated record. Gene Ontology annotation, biological process: DNA replication, removal of RNA primer. Bases 1 to 1182 code for a protein of 393 amino acids. The transcript is spliced from 4 exons.
AUGAGACUAUCGAGGCUCCAACGGCUAGCAUGCGUCUGCAUGACGGGCGCUAUGCGAACCUGCCCAACGGCGGCGCUGGAGGUCCUGUUGGAACUCACACCGCUCCACAUAGUGAUCGGCCAAGUAGCCAAGCAUUCACUCCUGCAAAUAACGGCAGAGGGAUGCGGUAAAGGAAAAAUAAUCUCGACCCAGAGGAUGGAGGUGAUAAGUGGCGGUAAUCCAAUUGCCCUCCUCCCGAAGGACGGGAUUACAAAGACAGUUAACUUCACGAGAAAAUUCAAGGUAACCCUGGGCAGCAAGAACGAGUGGAAUGACUCCACUCUUGAGCUGUUGCUGAGGGACAGUACACUGAAGUGGUACACCGACGGCUCGAAAACGUCGGAAGGUAUUGGUGCAGGGAUCGCGGGACCACGCACAAGGCUAUCCAUACCGAUGGGCAGAUUCCCAAGUAUCUUCCAGGCCGAAGUCUUAGCAAUAAGUCGGUGUACAGAGAUAAACCUCCACCGCGGCUAUCGUAAUGAGUGGAUAACCAUACUCAGCGAUAGCCAAGCGGCACUAAAAGCGAUCUCGGCCUACGAGAUCAAAUCGCUGCUGGUGCAGGAGUGUAGAGAACGGCUAAACAGCCUAGCGGAAUUGAAUCAGGUGCACCUAGUUUGGGUACCUGGUCAUAGAGGCAUAGCCGGAAAUGAACUGGCUGACGAGCUCGCCCGCUCUGCAGCCUCCACAAGUAUGGUAGGGCCCGAACCAUUUACCGGGGUGGGCCCCCAUACGAUAAAGGAGCUGCUCCGCAAAGAGGAAAGAGAGGGCAGAGAAGGUCAUUGGCAACGGGCGCAUGGCAUGCGGCAUGCAAAGCUGCUGAUAGGGGGGUACAACCUCAAAAGGUUUAAAUCAAUAAUCAACCUCCCAAGGAUCAAGCUCAGGCUCCUGGUCGCAUUCUACACCGGCCACUGCAAGUUGAAAAGGCAUAUGUACAACUUAGGACUUGCCGCUUGCUCUAACUGCCGGUUCUGCGACAGGGAACCUGAAACCCCGGAGCACCUGCUGAUCGAUUGCAUUGCAGUCUGCAGACGCAGGUCUAAGGCCCUUGGAACUACAUUUCCGGAUAGGGAUCACAUCGACUCACUAGCUCCCAGCAAAAUGCUAAAAUUUAUCGAUUUGUUGGGGCUUGGUGAGUUCCUGUGAGUUAGGAGAGGGCACAAUAGACCCAAGGUCGCAGUGCUUACCUCUAUUAAUUAUAUUGUCUAUUGUCUACCUUAUCAAUCUUGCUUUAUUUCAGCAUCAACACUAAUAAGGAUUAUACAUAACAUAUAUACUCUAUUCAAACUCAAAUUCCAAUUGAUGUUUUCAUAUAACGGCUAACGAUUUGUAAAUUUGUAUAUGGGCAAAUCCUGCGUUACGCACGACACGUACGCGUUUUCGGAUUGAAAUAUAACAAUUUUUUGGUCUUUCAAAAGACAUACCUUCAAGUUAUACACAGUGUUUAGUGGGAUUUGAGUGUACUUUCGAAUGUCAUCAAAAUAUUUUUUGUAACAGGUUUAAGCUGCGAAAAAUUUGAUCUCAAAGUAUUGUUACGCACGCUACAAAAAAUGGAAGUAGCUUUGAAGGUUGAGGUAUGUUUUCGUAAUUUUUAGCAAAUUUGGAAUAAUAAAGCACACUAAAUGAAAUACCUUAAAGAAAGAUGAAUAUAAGAGAAUUCUAAAAUAACUUACUUGCAGCCAACAAAUUUUGUAGUUUUUUAUCAAUGGCCGUGAACCCAACGUUACGCACGCUACGUUACGCACGCUAUAUUUUUUCCAGUAGUAUAUAAAUAAAAACAAUUGUAUUUAUUUUAACAAAACAAUUUAUACUCUUUUUUAAUAAGAUUAUUUAAUUCAUAUUUUAUGUUUAUAAAUUAAUUUAUUAAUGUAUAUAUGUUUAUAAAUAAAUUUUAUGUUUUGCUGAAUCUGCCGUUAAUGCUAUUUCGAGCUCAUUUUCAUUAAGAAAUGAAAAAUAAUGAUUGCUUUUUAUUCCGGAAAUGCUCUUAAUGUUAGCCCAUCUCUCCGAAAGAAAUGCAGUUGUAUUUUUUAUAUAUGUACUGCUUACAUAUAAAAUUGAAAUACCAUUUAUACUAAUUUUUACCAAUUUAAAAAAAUCAUGGGCGUUAUUAAGAACAAUAUUCUGAGCUUUCACCAUUUGCCAAAUUUUUCUCUUCAUGACAGCUCCAAUUCCGUCUACUGCACCCUUUCCGUGAGCAGUUGCAAAAAAAUUCCAAAGUUGGUCAAAUCUAAUUUUUCUUUAAAAAACGGUUUAAUACUCAAAAUGAACUUGUUUUUAAAUUGACUUGCACAGCCAUCAGAAAAUAAAAAUAACUUCGAAAUAGCGUUUUGUUCUUUAAUAGCGGGAUUCUGUAACCAGUCUCUAGUCUCUAUUUGAGUCAUUUUGAGGCAAAAUCUCAAUUUGUGACUAGUUACUAUUCACUAAACAGUCUCUAGCGUUAGUCUCAAAAUAUUGAGACCUGAGCCCGAAUCGCGGCAUUCGUGAUCGAGCGAGCUAUUGUAUCGAAACAAAUUUCGUGACGUUUCGAGUAGCCGGAUCGCCGCACUCGAUACGAAGCGAAUCUAAAUUAGCUCACUGUAACAGCCCUGGCCUUUCUACAAAUGGCAUUUACGAAGUGUCAAAUUGUGAAAUCAAAACAAAAGAAAUCAAAACAAAGAAACUUGUUGAAGCCGUGCUAUAUUUUUUAUUUAUAAAGGUGAAAUACUAUUGUUUUUCUCAAAAGUGAUGCAUUCAAUAAUUUUUUUAUAUUCGUCUUCGGAAUCUGAGGAAGAAAACGUGCAGCAAGUCAUAAGGAACCGAAUGCGAGACAAAAGCAAUCCCUUGGCAUUACCGGAGGCAGCGUAAGUAAUUAGAAUUGUGUACAAAUUAAUUUCAAUUGCCUACAUGUUUAUAUUUACAGCUUCAAGAAACGGUUCAGACUCUCUAAAAGUGCAUUUAACUACGUAUUGGCUGAACUCAAAUUUGAAGGGCAUUUGUCAACCGCAGUGGCACCAAUGAUUCAACUGGGAGCGACUUUGUCCCUUUUGGCCAGUGGUGGCUACCAGCACUUGGUAUGAAAUGACUUUUUGUAGGAAUAUGUCAAAGCACUAUUUGCAAAAUAAUAAAAAAUGUAGUCGGCGAAAUGGAAACAAAGUUGUGCCCCCAAUUUAUUAAAUUCGUGCCCGACAAUCUUUCGGAAUGCACGAAAUCGUUUGUUGAAAAAUACAAAAUUCCUGGAGUUAUUGGAUGUAUUGAUGGCACGCAUUUUGGGCUGCAAAAACCAACAGUAAAUGAGCACAUGUUCUUCAACAGGAAAGGAUACCAUAGCCUCAACUCAAUGAUAAUAUGUGACCAUGAAAACCGCAUUUUGGCCAUUGACUCAAAGUAUGGUGGAGCCGCACACGAUUCCUUUGUGUGGAAGCAUUCGGCACAACGAAAGUUUUUGGAGGAGCAAUUUAACUAAAAUAACUUCAAAAAUGUUUGGCUUUAGGAGAUACGGGUUAUCCCUUGGAGCCGUGGUGUUUAACACCAUUCAGGAACCCUGAAGAAGGGUCUACUCAAGCUCGGUUCAAUGAGGCUCAUUCUAAAGCUCGCUGUGUGGUUGAAAGAACUAUUGGUAUCCUAAAGGGCCGUUGGAAAAUUCUAAGCAAUGACAAGAGAAGCCGUUACCAACCUGAAAAAAUGGCACAAUUCGGGAACGUAUGUGCAGCGUUGCAUAACAUUUGCAUACAUUUCAAAGAUGCGUCGUAUUGCAGACAUUAUGCAAGUGAAGCUAUUGACACAGAAGUGGAUAUAGGAAACGAAACUCAUUUAAGCAAAAUUGGACACAAAAUUCGAAACCAUAUAAUGUUGGCGCUAGAAAAUACAAUUUGAAUAAAACAAUUGUAUGUACGUUUA